Molecule: messenger RNA, 1349 nt
Organism: Mya arenaria
Lineage: Eukaryota; Metazoa; Mollusca; Bivalvia; Myida; Myidae
Product: streptavidin-like
Exons: 3
Coding region: 138-641 (167 amino acids)
Molecular function (GO): biotin binding
Source: RefSeq, a predicted model, not a curated record
GGUAUUUUAGAAUGUCAAGGUUUUGGGGUUCGUGCAUGUUUGCCAAAAUAAACAAAAUCAAAGGUCUCACUAUUUGAAUAAUAAGUUGGAUCUACCAAAGUUUUAAUAUCGUCUUUAUUUACAACCUAAGUGACAAAAUGGACUGUGUAAUUAGAAUCAUUGCUGUCGUCGUUGUAGCUGCCACUAUAACAGUUCCUAUUCUCCUUAGGAUGACAAAUUCAGAUGAAAAGCAUGAUCAACCAACGUUUGAAGAGCAGCUUUGCCUGGAUGCUGUUUUAGAGGAAGAAAAUGAAUGCAAAAUAGCCGGUGUUUGGAAAAAUCAAUACUCAUCCUAUAUUCGUCUCACAUGUUCAAACGGUUUUAUCGUUGGGCGAUAUUUCUCCGGCGAUGUCAACGCUGGAUUUUAUGAGCUUGCCGGUAGAUAUCAACUUCCGGACGACCAAACGUGCAUCUUGGGUUGGAUUAUUGCCUAUGAAAACGAACUUUAUGGGAAUUCCAAUUCAACAACCUCUUUCUCCGGUAUCCAUUAUCAGGAGGAGGAAAUGAUUCGCACACAUUGGCUCCAGACGCACAAUCAUCCUCGCGAUAGUCUGUGGAAAACGACCACAAUCAACCAUGAUGAUUAUACAAAAGUUUGCUAACUCUUUCCAAACUCACGCAGCGGCUACUUUCGUUCUCAGAGCAAUCGCGCAAAUCAUGUUAUAAUAGAAAAUAUCAUCAUUCAAUGACUAAGUUAAUUUUGAUACGUUUCAUUCAUUUCAUGAUAGCAAUUUGUUUUGAUUUGUUCAUUUAUAUUAAGAUUUAAAUGGAAUAUAACAUAAACAGCGUUUUCGUGAAAAAAGUGUAUACAUGUUGCUAUUGAUUUCCGUGUCAAAAAUAAAUGGACCUUUUGUUUUGGUGUCUGUUUAUUUUCAUUUUACUGCUUAUACAUAUAUAAAAGGAAAGUGUAUACACUAUGCAUACAUUUUUGAUAAGAAUUUAUUAUUUUGAUUUGUUUAAUUAUAAUAAGAUUUUAAUGCAAUAUUGCGUAAAAAUGUUUCACGAAAAAUGUGUAUUGUUAUUGUUCUGCGUGGCACUGCGUAUUUGAUUGAAGAACUUUUUGUUUUGUUUUCUGUUUAUUUUCAAUUCCAAUUUAAAUACUAACUGUUUACACAUGUCAUUCAUUUCAUAAUAAGAAAUAAAUUUCUUUUUGCUUAAUUCCAAAAAUAUUUUUGUCAAAUAUUGCGUUACUUUGUUGUUGUGAAAAAUGUGUCUUUUUUGCCUGACACUGCGUAGUGGGUUGAAGGUCUUUUUUAAUUUCUGUAAGUACGCAUUUCAAUGCUUAUACGAAUAAUAAAAGUAAAAGUGUU